AUGUCCAUUGACGACCGAGCCCGGGGACACCUUGUGCAGCAACCCGUUGGCUUGAUCCGGAGCCUGGGAGCUGUAAAAUCUGUUACCAUCAUUGAACAGACAUUGCAAGUCGCCGCGGAGGUUUGUCCAGGGCCAGAUGGUACGAUUAACGGAAAGAACAAGCACCAGAUAUAUUCUCAGAUCCCUAGUCACGGCAAAGUUAGUCGGCAAGGCUUUAAGGUUUGUGAUCCGGGCGCCACCGGAUUUGCAACAGAUAUUUUCAAAGAGAAUGCUAGAGCUGACGAGAGCCGGCCAAGUGGUAUGAAUGCAGGUCUAGGCCACGGGCUUGAUGUGAACGAUUCUCUUAGUGCACCUAAGCGAUGGGCGACCCCGCCGGCUGAUGGCCCCGACCCCGGAUAA
Molecule: messenger RNA, 399 nt
Organism: Aspergillus niger
Lineage: Eukaryota; Fungi; Ascomycota; Eurotiomycetes; Eurotiales; Aspergillaceae
Exons: 2
Coding region: 1-399 (132 amino acids)
Source: RefSeq, a predicted model, not a curated record